UCUCAACUGUCUCCGUUGUCUUUUUUCAUCUACAAAUUGUUGCCGGUCCUCUUCAGAUUGACCAACGUCAGCGUUGGGACCUGGCAUAGUUCGCCCCCUUGUGUCCAUCUCGUGAUGAGCUGAAGUGCUGGGCUCUCUUGCCCCGGCGCAGCGCGGUCACCUGGGCCACUCAGGUGUGCCAGUCCGCCCUCAGCGAUAACAGAGGACUGAAAAGGCUCAUUACUGGGAGAGAGAGACUAAGAGAGCUGGAGCAUUAUCCACUAAUUGAGCAUACCUACAUCAGUGUCAUCACUGGGGGAAAGAGCACACAGGAGUUAGAGCAGACGUGGCUUUACGUGGCACAGUUUGUGGUCCCACCAAGUGACCACUAUGUCUGGAGCAAACAGUGACCAUCUGCACCGGUCCACUCUCACGGUCUACACUAAUCUGAUGGAACAUUUCAACCCUGGCCUACAGAAACUGGUCACCUUAGGAAACAGCUAUGUCAAAGCAUUUCAAUCUCUUGCAGUGACCAGUGAAGCCUACUUUAGCGCUGUCGCUAAAAUGGGAGAGCAGGCUCUUCAUACAUCUUCAUCUCGCUCACUGGGUGACGUGCUGGUCCAGAUCUCUGAGACUCUGCGCAGACUGACUGCUGAAAUCGAGGGAGUGUUCCAGUGGUUCCAUAUUGAAGUGCUGCAGGCGAUGGACAAGAAUGUGAAGCUGGAUGAGGAGUACAUUGAUGGCAGCAGAAGGGUGUAUGAGCUUGAAGUGAGGAACCAGGCCGCAGCUCUGGAGAGACAGUUAAGAAGAGGAGCUUUCAGAGACUCGCUGGAGAGCAGUGAGUACAUGCAGUAUCUGAGACAGAGUAACCAUGAGAUCCUGAAAGAGGAGGAGAGACGCUACCGCUUCCUGGCAGAGAAACACUGCGGCCUCACUCAGUCCCUGCUCUUCCUCAUCAACAAGACAGGUGCCUCACUGCACCAGAAAGGUGAGGGCUGGAAAGAGAAGGUCAAUGAGAGCAGAUCAGCCAGACCACGGACCCCCACACCCCUCGACCAAGAGGCCCAGCUGAGGAGCUCUCUGACAAUGCUGCUGCAGACUGGGGAAAGAGAGGAGGAUAGAGUUGGACGAGAGCAGCAGCCUUUGGGAAGAGUGCCCUCCAGGGCUCCGUCCCCUCUGCCCAGUCGUUCCCGCUCCAGCUCUGUGGGGGAGUCUCUGGGUCUGAGUGGGGGUCGGCCCAUGCGGACGCUCCUCGCCCAUCCCGCCUCCUCCAACCCCGUGCUCCUGCCCUUCUCCUGUGGUGACACCGUCACCGUGCUGCUGCCCGAGCCCCGUAACGGCUGGCUGUACGGCCGUCUGGACAGCAGCCUGCGGCAGGGCUGGUUCCCCGCUGCCUAUGUGGCUCCCCUGGAGGACUUCCUCCAGCCUUCAGGCUCUGGUGGGGCCUCUAUUCGAAGCCACAGCAUGAACAAUAUAUUUGAAACGGCUGACCAGUCAGACAAAGUCAACGCCAGAAGCGAAAUCCCACCCCCGACUACUCCUGUCCGAAGGAGCUCAGUUGACAUUCGCUCGGUCUCUCCCCUUCCUGAGUUCUCAUAUGAAAGCAAAACCAAUCAGAAAAGCUACAGUGAAAUCCCGCCCCCUGUCACUCCACUUCGGAGGGCAUCUGUGGACGUCCGGUCAGUCUCUCCUUUGCCUGAUAGGAGGGCCGAGUCUCAUUUUGACAGCAAACCAAACAUCAAAGGCUUUGAUGUCACCCCCCCAGCCCCACCUCCUCCUCCUCCUCCUCCGCCUCCUCCCCCUAAGACACCAAUGGAGCUGAAACCUCCCGUCUCUCCACUCCCUGAGAGGAAAACGGACUCCAGCUCUGGGAGAUCUACUCCUCAUGGGACGUUACCAGAAAACCCACUCUUCCCAAGGGGCACCAACCCAUUUGCCACAGUGAAGCUUCGCCCAACCACCACCAAUGACAGAUCUGCCCCACGGAUUCAAUGAAUCUAGAAAAAACCUGCAAUGGUUAGGUGCAGUGACCCAAAGUGAGAUAAAUUUCACUUCUUUGGAAGUGAUAUGAGGAGCACCUUGUAAGUGAUGAAAUGAAAUAUUUAACAUUGCCUUUAGUAUAUGAAAUGUACGUUUAUGUAGGUGUGCUGUUGAAAGUGUUCUUAGGUCUUGAACGUUUGGUGGGUUUCUAUUUGACUGCUACUUUAAAGUAGACUUUUUGAAACAUUUCUUUCAAAUUUCACUAACAAUGACGUUAAUGAUGCAAUUGUAAAUUGUGUGUCCUAAGAUGCCCUGGUGAUUUUUGCCCAUGUGGAGACAAUAUAACUCACAAUUCAUUAAAACAACCAGGCCAUUAAAAUAAAUGUACUCAA
This is a messenger RNA of Alosa sapidissima (American shad), 2351 nucleotides long. RefSeq names its product BAR/IMD domain containing adaptor protein 2 like 2b (gene baiap2l2b). Gene Ontology annotation, cellular component: cytosol; nucleoplasm. Gene Ontology annotation, molecular function: protein binding. The record is from RefSeq and is a predicted model, not a curated record. NCBI's taxonomy places the organism in Eukaryota, Metazoa, Chordata, Actinopteri, Clupeiformes, Clupeidae. Gene Ontology annotation, biological process: positive regulation of actin filament polymerization; plasma membrane organization; actin crosslink formation.